UCUUCCCCAAUUGUCAACUCAAAUGUAAUACGAAGAAGAGAAAAGUAAUAGAAAAGAAGCAAUUUAAUACAAGGGCUAAAGCCCAAAAUAAUAGCCCAUCUGGAAAAGAAAAAAAAAGGAAGGAGCUGGGAUUAGGGGUUGGGAGUUCUGCGUGCAGCAACUAAAAAAUAGGAAGAGAGCAAUUUGAAUAGAUAGAGAUAGAGAAGAAAGAGAGGAAGUGUGAAGCAAGGGGGAAAAUACGCGGAAAGAGAAAGAGUGAAUCUUAAAUAUUUGAAGUGAGAAGAGAAUGACGAAGAAGCGAGAAGUAGAAGAUGGUGUGUUGGCUGAGGAGGCAAAUGCAAAACGGCAGAAGGUAAUGGAUCAGUCGUCUCCCUCUCUUCCACCAGUUGCUUUCGAAAAUCCACUUCUUCCACUUGCAUCUUAUGAUGAUGAUGAAGAUGACGAGGAUGAUGGUAGGAGAGGACACAUUGCUGAGCAAGUUAUAAAUAAUGGUGGAAACAAGGAGCAGAAUGGCUACUCAUCUGACGAAGAAGAAGAUGAGGAUGAUGGUAGAAUCCAAGGGAAGCGAAAUCGUGCAAUUGAGAUUAGGAGGGACUGCCCCUAUCUUGAUACUGUGAAUAGACAGGUAUUGGAUUUUGAUUUCGAGAAAUUUUGUUCAGUCUCUCUCACAAAUUUAAAUGUGUAUGCAUGUUUAGUUUGUGGGAAGUAUUACCAAGGAAGGGGGCCGAAAUCCCAUGCAUACACACACAGUCUUGAAGCAGGACACCAUGUGUUCAUCAAUUUACGAACAGAGAAAGUUUAUUGUCUUCCUGAUGGAUAUGAAGUCAUAGAUCCAUCGCUUGAUGACAUUAUACAUGUUCUGAAUCCAAGAUUUACUCAGGAACAGGUUGAGCAACUCGAUAAGAGCCGGCAGUGGUCUAGGGCACUUGAUGGGUCUGAUUAUCUUCCUGGAACGGUUGGGCUGAAUAACAUCAAGGAGACUGAUUUUGUCAAUGUCACGAUUCAGUCUUUGAUGCGAGUAACUCCCUUGAGAAACUUCUUUCUUAUACCUGAAAAUUAUCAACACAAUAGGUCUCCUCUUGUUCAUAGAUUUGGAGAGCUUACCCGAAAGAUUUGGCACGCACGGAACUUUAAGGGACAGGUCAGUCCGCAUGAGUUCCUGCAAGCAGUUAUGAAAGCUAGUAAAAAACGUUUUCGGAUAGGUGCCCAGUCUGACCCUGUUGAAUUUAUGUCAUGGCUCCUGAAUACCCUUCACAUGGAGCUUAGAAGUUCCAAAAAAGGCAGUAGCAUAAUCCAUCGGUGCUUUCAGGGGGAAUUGGAGGUUGUGAAGGAGAUGCAUAAUAGACCUAUUGCUGAGAAGAGGGAGAAUGGGGAAGAUGGUGAACAGGAAUCUCACAACACUGGCAUGGAAACUAGUAGAAUGCCUUUCCUAAUGCUUGGACUUGAUUUGCCACCACCACCUCUUUUUACGGAUGUCAUGGAAAAGAAUAUUAUUCCCCAGGUUCCAUUAUUCAACAUACUGAAGAAGUUUGAUGGUGAGACUGUGACUGAAGUUGUAAGGCCCCGUAUAGCAAGGAUGAGAUACCGUGUAACAAAGUUGCCACGGUAUCUAAUUCUCCACAUGCGUAGGUUUACAAAGAACAAUUUCUUCAUGGAGAAAAAUCCUACACUUGUGAACUUCCCGGUGAAGAAUCUAGAGCUCAAGGAUUAUAUUCCCCUGCCAGCACCAAAGGAGAAUGAGAAACUUCGCUCAAAAUAUGAUUUGAUUGCUAAUAUCGUUCAUGAUGGUAAACCAGGCGAAGGAUCAUACAGAGUGUUUGUCCAACGAAAAUCAGAAGAACUUUGGUAUGAGAUGCAAGACCUACAUGUUUCUGAAACUCUUCCCCAGAUGGUUGCACUUUCUGAGACUUAUAUGCAGAUAUAUGAGCAGCAUCAGCAGUAAUGAACCUGACAAGUAACGUCGGAAAUAUCAACCUCUGCCUUUUCUUCUCUUCCUUUUGAAAUACCAAAUUCGACUUUUAGUUAUCUAAUGAAGAGUAUUCUACUUGUUGAAGGAUAGUGAUCUUUGCGGUUUAUUUUUCUGUUGUUAUAUGUAAAUCUCUGCUGUUUUUUUGUGUUUGCUUAAGCUUAAGAUUACUAUUGAUGGGGAGUUAUGAGAACUCCAGCUUUGGAAAUGUGCCACUUCCUUUUUUUUUUCCA
Molecule: messenger RNA, 2199 nt
Organism: Solanum dulcamara
Lineage: Eukaryota; Viridiplantae; Streptophyta; Magnoliopsida; Solanales; Solanaceae
Exons: 10
Coding region: 287-1942 (551 amino acids)
Biological process (GO): spliceosomal complex assembly; protein deubiquitination; mRNA processing
Molecular function (GO): zinc ion binding; cysteine-type deubiquitinase activity
Source: RefSeq, a predicted model, not a curated record